This is a messenger RNA of Effrenium voratum, 819 nucleotides long. The record is from the annotation of a GenBank genome assembly. NCBI's taxonomy places the organism in Eukaryota, Dinophyceae, Suessiales, Symbiodiniaceae.
AUGGCGUCAUUUCCGGCUCGUGCCUAUGUGCAGACCUUUGAUGAGGUACCUCAGGACUACCAGCCAGUGGUGGAAGAGCUGAAAAGCCGUGGAGUGGAGGUGCACUUGCGGACCACGGAAAGCAUGUUGGCCAAGCCCUUCCCCUUGACGAAGGAUGACUUGGUGGUGGGAGACUUCGACUGGACGCGGAUUGCGCUGAAGCAGCUUGGCUGUCCCAUGCCGGCACCGCCCGACUACCCAAAGUGCCUGGAACACUUGCUGCAUCGGAAGAUUUGGCAGUCAACGCUGGGCGAGGUCCGGGAUCAGCUUGCGGCCUUGCCUUCACACAUCGAGCACCAGGUCUUCAUCAAGCCCGCGAUGGACACUAAAGCCUUUUCUGCCAUUAUUGAGCCAAAGGAGCAAAUGCUCGGCACCUUGUUGGACGGGAUUCCUGGCGCUUUGGACCCCUUGCCAGCGGAGAUGCCUGUGCACUGCGCAGAGGUCAUUGAUAUGAUCUCCGAGUAUCGGGUGUAUGUGGUGGAAGGUGAGAUCCGCGCAGUUUGCCACUACAAAGGUCCUUCCCGGGGUGACGGAGCCAUCGAUGAGUUAGUGGUUGAAGAUGCGGUGCGCACGCUAUGCAGCAGUGAGGAAGGUCAUGGGCUAGCAGGGAUGGGAAUGGACUUUGCCGUCAUCAGGCAGCGCACGGGUGAUAGAACUGUCUUCAAGACCUGCCUGGUUGAGGUGAAUGACGGAUACUCUCUGGGCAAGUACAAUGGCGUUUCGGGCAAGGAUUACACAGACCUCCUGAUUGCCAGGUGGAAGCAGUUGGUGCAGAGAUAG